AUGGAAACGGAAACUGUAAUCACCCAGCAGCCAAAUGGAAUCUUUGCGCCCGAAGAAAGGGAAUGGACAGUUGGACUCUUUGGCUGUUGCACGGAUAUCCCACGUUGUUUCCUGGUCACCUGCUGUCCGCUGUGUUACUUGUGCCACCUAUACAAAUACUCUGACGAGGCCUGUGGUCUGCCGCUGCUGGGAGCAGGACCAGUGCUGCUACGGGUGAAGCACCGAUUUAAGCAUCACAUCAAGGGCUCCCUGUUGAAGGAUGUGUGCGCCACCACAUGCUGUCCGUUGUGUACAAUGUGCCAACUGAAGGCGGAUAUGGUACAGACGAAAACAAUUCACCAAUAUUCUGGAAUAAUGACUAUGAGCCCACUCAUAAAGAAGUUAUCUGAGUUGCGAUCUCUUGUUCUAUCGGACCCUACUGAUGAAACAACAAUCAAUUUCUUCUCUGGUGAAGAAUGGUUUGAACUUUCUCGAGCUUUCCAGUCUGCUGACAGGAAACAGAAGGAUUCCAUUAUUUCCAUCCUGGACGAAAUGACGGUAAACCGCAAAGGGGCUAAAUUGUUUGGUAUAGAAGUUUUCAUACCGACGCUGUAUGAAUCACUCAUCAUCAAACGCGAAUGCGAAGAAAUGCAAGGGAGCAUUUUUCGCAUUAUCAGUCGCAUCACUCUCGCAAAUCCGUGUGUGGACUACGGCAACUCGUUUCCCACUACUCUAAUGCAGUCUGUUGAUUUUUUGUGCGACGACUCAUCUGAUGUUGGAGCCACUCUGUCCUUCAUUGAUGCGUUGCUCACCUACGCGAUCAGCAACUGCAUCGACAUCCAUCACUCACUGUGGAGUCUGUUGGAUUUUUGUGCCGACAAGUGUACUAAACCCGAUUCUGACAUCUGGAAGUUCCUAAUCCUCUCUGCCAAACUGUUGCCGGUACUACCAACUCAAUCGCAUGGAUGCCUUUUGCCACGUUGUCUUCAGCGUUUGGCCGAUUUCGCAGUGAAGUGUUUGCAAACAAACAAUUUGAUGAACCAUUCCGCUUCCUGUUACUCGCUAUUCGAAUUUCUUCUGGCUAUCACCCGUUUCUGCGCUUGCUCGCUCAGCUGGCUCCGACCGUUGUGUUUGCUGUCAAAGAAUCGCGGGGAGCCGUUUGCGGUCCUGCUCUCCUCGGUGAUUGUCGAAUUGCGGUUGCGCCUACCGUGUCCUGACCUUUGCAGUAAAUGUAAAAAGCCUUGUGAAGGUCCAGAUUGGCAGCACAAUUGGAUUAAUACUGUGGUCACCGAUCUUUCGGAGUUGAACAACCUCAUGGUGGAUCGCGCAGCUAAAUUGCUAAUCUUUGCAUUACGCGAAAUGGAUCAAGCAGGUUCCAGUGAGGACCGGACCGACGUCGAGAACCAAGUUCUUGCGGAGUAUCUCGAGGAUGAGGCAAUUGAAAAAUUUUGGUUACAACUUUGCGACUUGGGUCGCGUCUUCUCAGACACUUUAUCUUCUCGAGCUCCUGAACUCACCAACGCACUCAUGUCCGAUGCCACAAUCUCCCCUACUGUCAAGCCGGAAGAGCGGUUAUCAGAGCCGACAUUGCUACUUGUAUCCGCCUACUUGAAGUGGAUUGUGCUUUAUUACGAGACGAAUCGCAGUGGGAUACUUUCCAUGAAUUCAAUCGAAGAUCAAACGACACAUCUUUCCCAGCUCAUAGCGCGUUUGGUCGAGGAAACUUUGACCCCAAUAUCAUCUGUUCUAUGGCCAAUUUUAUGCGCUUACUUUACAUUUUCCAACGACAAUCCUCUCACCAGCCAGCUCAGAGAAGCAUUUCUUUCCUUCGCAUUACUGCUGCAAUCUUUUCCAGAUUUGGCAGUUUUCUCCCCGCAAUUCUCGUGGAAAUCGGAAUCAUUUAUCCAAAUACUUCUCCGGUGGAUCGUAUCCAACUGGGAUUCCCAUUUUAGUCGUCGCACGUACACCGGGUUGACUUUACUUCAUGGCGCGCUCAUCGCCGCGAGCUCCGUGAUGCGACAGAUACAUGAUAUCAAUCAGGAUUUACGCGACCACUUCUCAGAUCCAAACGAAUUGUCCACCUGUGAAAAGUUCCUACUGGAUGUGUGCAAAACUUUGGCGACCUCCGAAAAGCGGUUUACGGGCAAACUGCUUCCCUUGUACACGGAAUUUGUCAUUUUAACGCUUCGCACUGUUGUUCAAGGACGAGCUGCAGAUUCCUUGAUUGUUGAUGAAAUCUUCAAUCUAGCCCAUUUGUGCCUUUCUCUACUGGAUGAUGACCCUCAGCCGUUUCCUUACUCUCCUCAACAACGAUUAUCUCAAGCGAUUGACAUUGCCAUUUCUGGAACUCCUGGGAAAAGCCAUCCAUGAUUGGUCAUGUUUGUACUUUCUUAAGAUCUCAUCCUAUAUUUUAUGUAAAAUACAUUGCUCUUUCCAGCG
Dicrocoelium dendriticum is the source of this 2418-nucleotide messenger RNA. The record is from the annotation of a GenBank genome assembly. NCBI's taxonomy places the organism in Eukaryota, Metazoa, Platyhelminthes, Trematoda, Plagiorchiida, Dicrocoeliidae.